GCCACAGCAACCGCGUGUGUAUCUUUCAAGUUAUGUCCGGUUCUGAAGUUUACAAAAUAUCAUUUAUAUUUCCAAAUCAAGACAAGUAUGAUGGUGACUGUACAAGAACACCUGAUGGAGUUCUUGAGAGAAAUGGAUAUGGAGUUCAUACUACUGCAAAUGGAAUUAUUUAUCGUGGAACAUGGAAGAAUGAUAAGAUGAAUGGUUUAGGAAGGCUAGAACAUCCUUCAGGUGCAGUUUAUGAAGGUGAGUUCAAGAACAACAUGUUGCAUGGAAUAGGAACCUAUGUAUUUCCCAGUGGAGCCAAGUAUACUGGACAAUUCAAUGAAAACAAGCUGGAAGGAAAAGGAGAAUUUACAGACACACAAGGGCUGGAAUGGGAUGGCACCUUUCAUUAUACAGCAGCACCAGGGCUGAAGCUAAAGUUAGAAAUGUAGAAUAUUUUGGACUGGAAGAGUAAAAGCAAAUGUUUCUCUUACAAAGUUUUCAAGCAAAUAAUUUAAUAUUUAGCUUAAUGGAAAUAAACUAUUGUUUUUAAAAAUAAAGUUUAAACAGGUAAAAUAAAGGUCUGUUCAUCUUUUUAGCUUUCAGAAUUUGACAAAUCUUCAUCUUUUUCUCUUUAAUUGUACAUAUAAAAUAAACAUUCUAAUCUUGAAUAAUGUCUUGUUCUAAUAAUUUUUAUGAAAUUAAUGAAGAGUUCAGUAUUAGCAGCUUUAACACUGAGACAUUUGUGGGGGGGGGAAAGGAAGUGUGGAAAGCAAGGUAGAAUAUAAUUGAAUCAAUAUAUCUAUAUAAAUAAUGUGUUUAAAG
Candoia aspera is the source of this 810-nucleotide messenger RNA. RefSeq names its product MORN repeat containing 2 (gene MORN2). NCBI's taxonomy places the organism in Eukaryota, Metazoa, Chordata, Lepidosauria, Squamata, Candoiidae. The coding region runs from base 33 to 437 and encodes 134 amino acids. The record is from RefSeq and is a predicted model, not a curated record. The transcript has 5 exons.